CUCCAUUUUCACAACGCUUCCCCCCCAUCCCAUGUGAUAUCCUGACGCAGCGUCACGUUUUGCGUCGUUCUGACGCAGGGGGUUUCCAUCAUGGCGUCGAUGCAGAAAAGGCUACAAAAGGAACUAAUGGCUUUGCAAAAUGAUCCACCCCCUGGAAUGACACUCAAUGAGAAAAGUGUCCAGAACACCAUCACACAAUGGAUUGUAGAUAUGGAAGGAGCCACGGGCACACUCUAUGAAGGAGAGAAAUUUCAGCUGCUUUUCAAAUUCAGUAGUCGGUAUCCUUUCGAUUCACCUCAGGUAAUGUUCAUGGGAGAGAAUAUACCUGUACAUCCUCACGUUUAUAGCAACGGUCACAUCUGUCUUUCAAUACUAACAGAAGACUGGUCGCCAGCCCUCUCAGUGCAGUCAGUCUGUCUCAGCAUUAUCAGUAUGCUGUCCAGCUGCAAAGAAAAGAGACGGCCCCCUGAUAACUCCUUUUACGUAAAAACGUGUAACAAGAAUCCGAAGAAGACAAAAUGGUGGUAUCACGAUGAUACAUGCUAAUUCACUUUCUAAAAGUCCUACUGUCCCACAUAAAGCACUUUUGAAUCAUACAGUCACUGAACUCUGACCUUUUGACUGGAACAAUGGACACCGUGAUGCGCCGGAGACUCUUUCUUUUUUAUUUUUUUUUAACUGCAUUUCCCAGAGGGCAGUUGGGUGCAUGUUUUUGCCGGUUGUGAUAUACUAAAUGAGAAAAUAAAGGAAAGUUAUAUGUCCCAACAAUGGAUUGUUUUGGCCAAAAGGUCGUUAUGCAGCCAGCAAAAAGAAAUGAUUUUGAAGUGAAGAUUAUUAUAUUAUUAUUGUUUUAAGAUGAUUCUUGUUUCCUUUUGUGUUUGUUUGAGUACAUUUAAAAGGUCGUCAUCAUGUGUUGUGUAAUAAUAAUAACAAUAACAACAGUGGAUGCAUACCAGGAAGAGGAUCUGAGCAUCUAAUACCAGGAAGAGGAUCUGAGCAUCUAAUACCAGGAAGAGGAUCUGAGCAUCUUAUACCAGGAAGAGGAUCUGAGCAUCUUAUACCGGGAAGAGGAUUUGAGCAUCUUAUACCAGGAAGAGGAUCUGAGCAUCUUAUACCAGGAAGAGGAUCUGAACAUCUUAUACCAGGAAGAGGAUCAGAGCAUCUUAUACCAGGAAGAGGAUCUGAGCAUCUUAUACCAGGAAGAGGAUUUGAGCAUCUUAUACCAGGAAGAGGAUCUGAGCAUCUUAUACCAGGAAGAGGAUCUGAACAUCUUAUACCAGGAAGAGGAUCAGAGCAUCUUAUACCAGGAAGAGGAUCUGAACAUCUAAUACCAGGAAGAGGAUCUGAGCAUCUUAUACCAGGAAGAGGAUCUGAGCAUCUUAUACCAGGAAGAGCGUCUGAGCAUCUUAUACCAGGAAGAGGAUCUGAGCAUCUUAUACCAGGAAGAGCGUCUGAGCAUCUUAUACCAGGAAGAGCGUCUGAGCAUCUUAUACCAGGAAGAGGAUCUGAGCAUCUUAUACCAGGAAGAGCGUCUGAGCAUCUUAUACCAGGAAGAGCGUCUGAGCAUCUUAUACCAGGAAGAGGAUCUGAGCAUCUUAUACCAGGAAGAGGAUCUGAGCAUCUUAUACCAGGAAGAGGAUCUGAGCAUCUUAUACCAGGAAGAGGAUCUGAGCAUCUUAACCCCAAAAAACUAAAAUAUUUUUGCUUUUACUGAAAUUAAAUGCACUGUGAAAAAAAAAAUCUAGGGGUACAACUAACUCAAUGUUUAGUUAUUCCAGACAUGCAGUUAACUUCUACUGUAAAAACACAAACAUCACCACUUCCUGUUUUCAGGGAUGAUACGGUUUUACAUUGCUUUACUUUUAACCAUUUAAUCAAGUGCAGUACUUCCUUUCUGCCUUCCAUCUUCCAAGGACAGACUUGAUUUCAGAAGUUGUAAAUUUGUCUGGUCUAUGUGUUGGCUAGAAUGUUGGUACUGACCAGGUUGAGACAAGAACGACAGUUGGAACUCUUUAAUUUGCUGAGACUGUUACGUACCUCUCUAGAAUAAUAUAGGCUGCACACAUAGUGGUGUUUGCUAGUCCAUUCGGUAAAGCCCAGUGGUGUGUGAAAACAUCACCUCUGUGUAAAGCCCAGAGUUGUGUGUGAAAACAUCACCUCCGUGUAAAGCCCAGAGUUGUGUGAAAACUGUUGUUGUGAUCCAUUUGUAUGAUACGUUGGUUUGGUUUGUUUUUGAUGAGAUGAAUGCUUUAAUCUCCUAAAAACAUAUUUUACGAUGUUUGUCUUGUUGGUUUUUUGUACUGUUUUUCAGCUAGCUGACACUUUUUUUUUAAAGGGGGAGUUGUGUAUUUAACGAACAUGUUUUAUUUGAUCUCCAGAGUGGUAGUAACAGUGAAAGGAAUCAGAACUGUUGUUUAGACUGAUUCCCUGGUCAGAGAUUGGCUCGACUGAUUCCCUGGUCAGAGAUUGGCUCGACUGAUUCCCUGGUCAGAGAUUGGCUCGACUGAUUCCCUGGUCAGAGAUUGGCUCGACUGAUUCCCUGGUCAGAGAUUGGCUCGACUGAUUCCCUGGUCAGAGAUUGGCUCGACUGAUUCCCUGGUCAGAGAUUGGCUCGACUGAUUCCCUGGUCAGAGAUUGGCUCGACUGAUUCCCUGGUCAGAGAUUGGCUCGACUGAUUCCCUGGUCAGAGAUUGGCUCGACUGAUUCCCUGGUCAGAGAUUGGCUCGACUGAUUCCCUGGUCAGAGAUUGGCUCGACUGAUUCCCUGGUCAGAGAUUGGCUCGACUGAUUCCCUGGUCAGAGAUUGGCUCGACUGAUUCCCUGGUCAGAGAUUGGCUCGACUGAUUCCCUGGUCAGAGAUUGGCUCAGGUACUUUUUUUUUCAAUACGAGCUCACCUUUGAAAAAGAUAUCCUCCUGUCAGAUAUUUUGCAUUUUAACUAUAUUUUCACCAAAAAAAGAGACUUAUGUUGUGAAAUUACAGCGUAUGAAACUAUUAUAUAUAUAAGUCUUAAAUUGUAGAAAUGACGGUAUUACGGAAGUUGGAUAUGGGUGCGUUCAUUUUUUUUUCUUUUUCUAAUUAGAGUGAUUAAUAGGAGUGUUUUUGAGUUUCUCUGCAAUGUUUCUGGUCAAUAGGAUGUGUACAGCUACAUAGUUUUCAACAACGCCUCUACUGUUGGUCUGACGAGGUUGGUAUAUAUGCUUGCUGAGUUUAUAUGGACUUUUGUGCCAUUUUAUAUUAUCAAGCGAAACUAAUGAAGUCUAAAAUAAAUGUCUUUAGUUUUGCCACAAAAAAAAACAAAAACCCAAAAGUAUUGAGAGAAAUUAUUUC
Messenger RNA from Oncorhynchus tshawytscha (Chinook salmon), 3328 nucleotides. It is a transcript of the gene ube2wb, whose product is annotated as ubiquitin conjugating enzyme E2 Wb. NCBI's taxonomy places the organism in Eukaryota, Metazoa, Chordata, Actinopteri, Salmoniformes, Salmonidae. Bases 91 to 546 code for a protein of 151 amino acids. The transcript is spliced from 6 exons. The record is from RefSeq and is a predicted model, not a curated record.